Molecule: messenger RNA, 4894 nt
Organism: Sturnus vulgaris (Common starling)
Lineage: Eukaryota; Metazoa; Chordata; Aves; Passeriformes; Sturnidae
Source: RefSeq, a predicted model, not a curated record
AUGGCCGUGAAGCUCAACUUCUUGCUGCUUCCUUCAUUUCUUCGGCUGAGGAUCAGCUUGCUUGAAGCACUAACUGCCCAGUUAUCAAAUAACAGCCAAAGCAAAACAGUCCUGUGGUCUCCUCCAUGUCUUUUUGUUUUAAAAUACCAGUUGGUAAGAUAAGGAGAGGGAACAUUUUCUGAUGUUCUGGAGAAACUGAGUUUUAGGGAGGGAAAGUGCUAUGCAAGUAAACACAUGAAGCAACGUUUUAAAAGUGUAGGACAAGUGAAUAAUCUGAGAUCAAUACAAGCACUGAGGAGGCUGAGUCCAUAUCCUACUAUCUUUAUGUUUACAUAUCUCCUUAUUUGUUUCUGCAGUGAUGAAAACCCUGGCUCCCUUUCACUGGUGUGUGAAUUUAUGUCCAUGAAUAUUUAUGAGCUAAUGAAAGGAAGGAGAAAGUCAUUGCCUGGAAAAAAAAUCGAGAACAACAUGUACCAGGUAUGCAAAUCUCUAGAUUGAGUACAUAGAAAUGGAAUAUUUCAGAGGGAUGGGCAACAAGAAAACAUAAUAAUAAAGCAGAACACCCUAAAGUUAAGAGACUUUAGAUCUUGUAGGAGUAUCUAUUCUUAGCAGGCAGACAGUACCUCCCCACGCUGGUACUGAGCACCUGAAUGUUUGCUUACAAAUGGGCUCUAUAGUUACAAAAUUGGCAUGUGGAGUCCUGGCUGUGUUUUCUAUGAAAUCACAAGGUACUGUGUUCAGUGGAGGGUUUUGCUUAUCAUUAAUCAAGAUAAUCAAAGGGUUCUGAUGAAGGAAGAGUUCAGGAAAACACGAAUAAAGGAAAAAAAUUUUGUGCACAAAUUGCCUUUCAAAGAUUUCUAUUUCCUGUGUGCAGUGAUAAAAUAUGACUCCAAUGAGAGAACUGCUACCCAUCAAACCGUACAGCACCCUUAUUUUCAAGAACUCUAUGAUGCUUGUCUCUAUUCUUCUUUUUGUCCCAGCCUUUUUAAGACAGCCAACACACGAGCUUUAACUGUGCACAAAAAAUUAAGACUAGUAGAAAAUAUGUCAGGGCAAGUACUUCAGUAUUUGUGGCAAAUUUCAAAGGCAAGUCCAAGACAGAUAGUAUUUAAGUGGAAGAAUUGUCAUCCCAUUGAGAGAAAGGAAAGUCCAGGAAAGAAAACAAAUCAACAUGAGCAUCUUCUGGGAGAAUUACCAAAAUUAAAUUUUUCUGGAGUAGCCAAAUUGAUUUCCUGUCCUACUUGUACAUUGCAUUCCAUUUACUCUCACUUGCCCACUGAAGCACAUUUGAAACUUCUGUUGUUUCUUCAACAGUCUGAGAAACAGAAGGCACUUCAGUCUUCCCUGAAACGUUUCCAUUUGCCUGCUAUAGAAGGAACAGAAGUGAGGAAAAGCCUGGCUAUGCAGUGAGAGACCCAGGCAUACUUCUGUUGUUAGAGAUCUAACAAGAACAGCAGUGCCUGAUUUUGCCUUGCUUUGACAAUUUGUAGGAAAACCCCACAAGGUUUGAGGGCUGCUUUCCUACCAUUUUGAUAUUCUUUUCCUGAAAGGGGUCAAUAUUUAAUUAAAGCAUUGUUCUGGCAGAGCACAGAGAGUGUUCUGCAUUGAACUUCCUAAGUUUUGACUUAUUCCUUUUAGAACCUGGUGGAGGAGGAGGUUGGUUAAAAAUAGCAUGAAAGGAUUCUUAGAGCUCAAGUAUUAGGAAUGGAAUGUUAUCUACAGAAUUUAAGUUUUCAAAUUGUAUUACAAAUGACAGUCAAUUGCUGUAUUUUUUUUUUUAUAUUUAAGGGUUUCGGUUUUUGCGUUUUUUUUCGGUUUGCUCUGGAAAUUAUUUCCCUCCUGUAUUCAGUAACUUCUGCCUCAGGUUUUACUGAGAAUGUUUAAAUUGUGCAAUCAUAUGAGAUACUUGAUUUUUGAUGCAGUUUCUCUAACUGCAGAAUAUUUUUAUGUAACUAUAAUCUAACUCAAAGAUAAAUCAACUUUUUAGCUGAUUCAAAAGCAAGUAAAACUUAGUCAUAGUUUGCUUCAGGCAAUUGAUCUUAACAUUAAUCUAAAGUCAUAACAGGGACGGAUAUUGCAGCCAUUUCCUUAAAAGAGCAGUAAAAGCAUGUAGCUGAUCAUGCUUCAGAAAUCUGGCACACAGAUCACCAGAAACAAUUUAACAGAGUAUUUCCUACUGCUAAAUAAAGUAAAAGGGAACAUCCUUAUCUUACUAGGAAAGAAUUUUUAUUCCAAACUGAUACCAUUGAUUUUAAAAUUCCUGAGAUCCAAAAAUUUGCAUUAAUUAAUUUGCAAUACUUAAGUUUGGUGAUGUGUUAUAGAACAGUUUUGUUAUUUAGAAAACAAAAGUUUGUGCAAGUCAUACUUCGCUGAGGGUUAAAAAUAUGUUGCCUACCAAGUGUGCAUGCAAGACAGGUUUGGCAAAUAACUUUUUUGGAGGUUUUAAUAGUUACAAAAGUUACUCUGCUCGUAAUUAGGAAGUGAUCAUCAUUUUUUUCAUAACCAAACACUAGGCUCUGGUGCUGCUGUUCAAAAAUCCAGCCAUGAGCAGGAGGCAAAGGGCAUUUUGUGUGAGAGGUACUGCUGUGGGGAGGCACCAUGGAAAAUGGGGCACUGGGGAGGAGUACGUCACAUCCGAGUCACUUAGCCAACCCUUAAGCAUCAAUUUGAGAUUUUUGCUCUAGAUCCAGACUUAACUUUAUUCUAAAAAAUUAAUAUACACAGUGCAGUAAAGCACAGGUUAACAUAAAGAUCCUAUAUGAGUAAAAAUUAUGCCUGUUAUGUUCUCAGCUCUUCUUCUGAGAUUCCACAGGGCUAUGCAUUUGUGAAAAUAAUUGCUCUUCUCACUCACUCUGAGGUGUUCCAGUAAGCGGGCUUUUUGCUGUGAUUUGUUGAUUGGUUGAUUGUUUUUGUAAGAAGAGGCAUCUCAACACUUGCAGGAUUCUGUUGUAACUAGAUUAGAUACUAAUCCUUAUUCAGGUCAACUUUGGACAUUUUGGACAACUUUGAGCAUGCCCCAAUUCCACAUUGUAGCUUUUCCAUGUGGAGAACUCAUGAGACUGAAGUUCUUUAUGAAUCCUUUUGACAUCUACUGCUUAAAAGUACUUGUCUAACUUAUGUUUGUCUUCAUUUUUAGAAGAUGGUAUUACUAUCACAUACUGUACUGAGGAUCAACGUGACAUUUGUAAGGAGAUUGUUGAAAAUGUGAAAAUAUUCACAGGGUAAAUGUGGUGCAGACUGUGGGAGUAUUUGAUAUUGAUUCAAAUUUGACUAUCCAAGUUAAAUAUCGUCCACCUCAUCAUGUACCAUUGCUCAAUUUAUGUCAUUUCUUCAUAGCAAAUUUUCAGAAUCUCAAUAACAAGAAUGGAAAAACAUCCCAGCUCUGGAAAGAAUUUUUAUAGAAUAAGACUAAAGCAUUUGAACAAGGCUCUGCAGGGAAACCUCUACUGCUGCUACUUGCACUAGAUGUGCCAAAGGAAGGGCAGAUUUCUCAUACUAAGACUGAACAAAUACAUGAACCAAGUUUUAGUGGAAGUGCUUUACACAGUAGAGUGAGAACACUGUAACAAAGGGAAACAGCAGAAUACAAUGGUACAGCUAACUGCUCCUUGUCAUUUUACUUGAAACUCCUACUGCAUGGAUGCUGCUUUUUCUAGUUCCAAGCAAAAACUGUUCUGAACACAGUAUCUCAGAGUGCACUGAAGGUAUGUAAAACCAGUGACUGGCUAAGUUUUCCUGUUCUAUUACAUUUCACUGAAUCAUCUCCCCAUGUCUGUAUGCUUUCAUGUUAGCAGCUUAUACUGAUAGAACAAAGAACUUCAGCAAUAAGGCAAUACAGUAUUUGUCUGAAUACCUACCAUAGGGGUUUUUUAUAGACAGAUAGAUGGAUAUGUGAAAGGUACGAUGCCACGCUUAGAAAAUGAAAUUAAGGACGGCAGGUGUAUAGGCAGGCAACACAGUGCAACAGUAACCUCCAAGUUCUUACCUUUGGAACACUGAGCAAAAGGUGCAAUGAGCUUAUCCAGUGCUUUUUCCAGAGGAAGACGAUGAGUUGCUUAGUGCCGAUGUAUUUGGAGUUGAGCAUAAUGAGUAGCAUUAAAAUUGAUGGUCUAAAAAUAGGUAACUAACUGGAUCCAAAGGAGCUUACUAUCCACUGUUGUUAAUAUUUUACCAAAAAAGAGGACAAAUCCUACUACCCACAUUUGAUGGAUUGUUCUGACUCAGAUCUCUCUUACCUAGCACUAUACAGGAGGUGAAAGCUCAGAUUAUCAAAACUAUAUUCCUGAUGGAGAUAUAGUAAUUGUAUUGGUUGCUUCCCAUAAUCUGUUUCUGUAAGCCUCAAACAACAGAUGCUGAAGUUUAAGUAUUUUGACUAAAUAAAAAAGUCCAUCAAACUGUUGGCACAAGAUACCUUUCUGAUUUUAAAAGUGUUACUGCCACUGUUUGCUUCCCUAAUUAAUAUAUCAGGUAAGUGAUAAUUCAUACACCAGGAAAAAGACGAAGUCAGAAUUUUCAUAAGUUUUAACCUGCAGAGAAAAGGCUACCAGAAUAACAUUUUGUGUAUUAUCACAUUCUCUGUAUCUGGGACUAUAAGACUGUUAUAAUGGGAAUGGCAAUUUCAUGUUCAACAGAUCAUUUUUGCUAUAAAAUUGCAAAUCUGAAGUGAAGACUCACAUUGGAAUUUUUUUUUUUUUUUUUUUUUUUUUACGCUUUCAGGUGGAACUUACUCAGUUUGGCAAAUACAGUCCUUCAAGGAUAUUUAUUUCCUAAACAAGUUCUUUGCUGUUAAACUUCUGGAGACAACUUACACUUCUCUGGCUGUUGGAUGAAUAGGCAAACUUGAGUUUUCCCCACCUGCUUUAUAGUUAAAAUACACCCAGCUUUAAACUAUGAA